AUGGAACAUGGAAUUAGAGUCUCAGUCUAUUUCUCGCUUUUCCUACUAUUUUCUUCUCUCUUUCUUUAUACACUCUUCUUUUUACACGUUCUAUCACAUUUUUGUAAUUUCAAAUUGCUAACUUUCAAAGUGGACGCAUACUUGCCGCAUUAUAAAAGCCGCAGUAUCUUUCGUCCAGUUUUGUUCUUUUUUCUAGUUUUGUACUGUUUUAAUUUCACGUUUCAGAUCAGAUUAGUAUUUAUUGUUGCAAUGACUAAAGCUGAGCAGAUUGUCGAAAACCGGGAGAAGAAGUUGCAUAAUACUAUGCGUGAAUUGAAAAUUCAAAAACUUUGCUUAAACAUUUGUGUUGGUGAGUCGGGAGAUAGACUUACUCGUGCAGCUAAGGUUCUUGAGCAAUUGACUGGACAAACACCCGUUCUUUCCAAGGCCCGUUAUACCGUUCGAGCUUUUGGCAUUCGUCGAAACGAAAAGAUCGCUGUUCACUGCACGGUUCGUGGCUCAAAAGCUGAGGAGAUUAUUGAUCGUGGUUUGAAGGUCAAGGAAUUUGAACUUUAUAGAGAAAAUUUUUCGGACACUGGCAACUUUGGGUUUGGUAUCCAGGAACAUAUCGACUUGGGCAUAAAAUAUGAUCCAUCAAUUGGAAUCUAUGGAAUGGAUUUCUACGUUGUCUUGGGGCGUGCUGGAACUCGUGUUGCUAAACGCCGUCGUGCUAUUGGACGUAUUGGAUCUUCUCACCGCGUUACCAAGGAGGAAUCUGUUAAAUGGUUCCAACAGAAGUACGAUGGAGUCAUUCUGCCACCGAAACCGAAGGAAGCUCGUAAAGGAGGUGGUCGUCGAAAGCGUUAA
Meloidogyne enterolobii is the source of this 846-nucleotide messenger RNA. The record is from the annotation of a GenBank genome assembly. Lineage: Eukaryota; Metazoa; Nematoda; Chromadorea; Rhabditida; Meloidogynidae.